This is a messenger RNA of Cajanus cajan (pigeon pea), 1833 nucleotides long. It is a transcript of the gene MAP1A, whose product is annotated as methionine aminopeptidase 1A. Gene Ontology annotation, cellular component: cytosol. The record is from RefSeq and is a predicted model, not a curated record. NCBI's taxonomy places the organism in Eukaryota, Viridiplantae, Streptophyta, Magnoliopsida, Fabales, Fabaceae. Gene Ontology annotation, molecular function: metalloaminopeptidase activity. Gene Ontology annotation, biological process: proteolysis.
AAUAUAAAAACUGCACAAAUAUAAGAUCAACGGGUAUUUAAACUUAUUCUUUAUUUCAUACUACAACCAACCAAGAUGAAGACACAAAAUGAGCAAUGAUAAAAUGAACAAACAUGAUCAUACUAUUCAAUUAGCACUGAAAUUUCAUGCCACAAUGUUUCACACUACAGCCCAUAAGACAGAAAUGGACUUGGUGAGCCCACAAAACAAGAAGGCCGAACAAACGGGCCAGGCCCAAGUUCAAAGACAGGCAUUUCCUUGACCAACACUAAGUUAUAAAAUCUCUGCUCUCUCUUACGCGCGUCGUUCUGAGCAUUUUUGCAACUUCUGCAACGAACCCUAGUUCUGUGUUAUUUGCAAUCAAUGGCUGGGGAAACCGAGAACACCCUCUCUUGUGCUAACUGUAGCAAACCUGCAAAUCUUCAGUGUCCGAAAUGUAUGGAGUUGAAGCUUCCCCGUGAAGGUUCUGCCUUCUGCUCUCAGGAAUGUUUCAAGUCUUCAUGGAGCUCGCACAAAUCAGUGCAUCUGAAGGCAAAACUAUCCUCACCUGGUGCACAAAAUUCAGAUUCACUUGGUGAAGGUUGGUUGUAUUGUUUGAAGAGAGGGCAGGGUCGAACUCCAAAAUUUCCUCACUUUGAUUGGACUGGACCACUGCGGCCAUAUCCUAUUUCUAGCCAAAGAAUUGUCCCAGAUCAUGUUGAUAAACCUGAUUGGGCUGUUGAUGGAAUUCCCAAAAUUGAGCCCUAUAGUGCUCUGCAACAUACUGUUGAGGUCAAAACUCCAGAUCAAAUUGAGAGAAUGAGGGAAACUUGUCGGAUUGCAAGGGAGGUGUUGGAUGCAGCUGCUCGGAUUAUUCAGCCUGGUGUGACAACUGAUGAAAUUGACCGAGUUGUUCAUGAGGCAACUAUUGCUGCAGGAGGAUAUCCAUCGCCACUUAAUUACCAUUUCUUCCCUAAAUCUUGCUGCACGUCAGUUAAUGAAGUAAUCUGCCAUGGAAUUCCUGAUGCAAGGAAGCUUGAGGAUGGUGACAUUGUAAAUGUUGAUGUCACUGUAUACUAUAAAGGUGUUCAUGGUGAUCUCAAUGAAACAUACUUUGUGGGAAAUGUUGAUGAAGAGUCUGGCAAACUAGUAAAAUGCACAUAUGAGUGCCUGGAGAAGGCAAUAUCCAUUGUUAAACCUGGGGUACGAUUCCGUGAAAUUGGUGAAGUUAUUAAUCGCCAUGCAUCAAUGUCUGGCUUCUCAGUGGUAAAAUCAUAUUGUGGUCAUGGAAUUGGUGAGCUCUUCCAUUGUGCACCAAACAUUCCUCAUUAUGCAAGAAAUAAAGCAGUUGGUGUGAUGAAGGCUGGGCAGACCUUUACAAUUGAACCAAUGAUCAACGCAGGUGUCUGGCGUGAUCGAAUGUGGCCUGAUGGAUGGACUGCUGUUACAGCAGAUGGUAAAAGAAGUGCUCAAUUUGAGCACACUCUUUUGGUGACAGAGACUGGUGUUGAAGUUUUAACAGGGCGGUUGCAAACAUCACCCAAUGUUUUCCCUUGGCUAAAUUCAUAAAUAGGGAGAAUCAUGGAGACUCAUUCUGAAUACCAUACAACUAAUAGACAACAUUUCUUUGGCUUACUUUUCUGGUUGCCUCUUUUUUGGGAUCAUGUUUGUAAGAUACACAAAAAUGAAAAAUUCAAUCGAGUUUAGGUGAAAAGUAUGAUUUGUGAUAUGUUUGUGUAAUUCAAGGUGAUUUAAUAUUUUUGUUAUGCAUUCUUUUUAUACAUUUGUUGUUUAAGUCAAUUUGUUAGACAAGUUUUGAACACCAGGGCUUAACUAUGAUAUUUCUAGGGUUUA